Messenger RNA from Zasmidium cellare ATCC 36951, 3264 nucleotides. RefSeq lists its product as uncharacterized. Lineage: Eukaryota; Fungi; Ascomycota; Dothideomycetes; Mycosphaerellales; Mycosphaerellaceae. The transcript has 2 exons. The record is from RefSeq and is a predicted model, not a curated record. The coding region runs from base 1 to 3264 and encodes 1087 amino acids.
AUGGACUCUCAAUCAGUGGACGACAAAAGCAUGGCGACCACUACAGAGACUGUCACGAUUCCCGAGGCAGAGCCGCCCUUCACCUUGAAGCUCGCCCACCACGAUGCCUCGUAUCUACCCAUAUCCAGGUACCAAACCAUCGACGGCCUAUUGAAAUCACAUGCUGCCGAAUCCAAUCAAACGCCUCUGAUCUGCUACCCAAAGAGCACGGCGUCUGACUUUGAGCUUCAUACGGGACAAGAUCUUGAUCGAUAUACAGAUGCAGCGGUCCAGUUUUACCUCGAGAAUGGUCUCCAGCCAGCUAAUCCGGCUGCUGAGGAAGCGCCGGUAGUAGCCUUACUGGCGUCCACGAGCUUUGACUAUGUCAUCUCUUUCUUCGCCCUCAAUCGACUGGGAUGGACAGUCUUGUUUCUAUCAACACGGCUUACAGCAUCUGCAUACGCGAGGCUGCUUGACUUGGCCCAUUGCAAUACAGUUAUCGUGCCAGAGGCUAAAGUAUCGAUCGUUGACGACAUACGCAAAGAACGACCGGCUUGCAGAUCCGUCCCGAUCCUUCAGGGCCAGAACUAUCGCGAUGUCCCAAGGGCUCCAGCGUUUCAACGGGAGGGUGUCAAUCCGUCAAAAGAGGCCAAGAAGAUGGCUUGGAUCUUGCAUUCUUCUGGCAGCACUGGAUUUCCAAAGCCUAUAUUCUUGACCAACACUGCGUGCCUAGCCAACUUCAGAAAGAGCUUUGGGCUGAGAGCAUUUUGUGUCUCGCCAUUGUUCCACUCGCAUGGCCUCAUGGAGCUUGGACGAGCAUUCUACACACGCGCUCCGAUGUUCCUGGGCAAUCACUCUUUGCCUGUCACUUCCCAGAAUCUGACCGAAGCUCUAGAGGUCGCGAAACCACAACAAAUCUCUGCUGUGCCAUACGUUAUUCAAUUGCUCGCCGAAAAGGAAGAGGGCGUUCAAGCACUUGCUCGGGCCAAACUGGUUCUUUUCGCAGGAAGUAGCUGCCCGGACGAUCUUGGUGAUCGGUUGGUGGCGAAGGGUGUGAAUCUGGUAGCAAACUAUGGCAGUACAGAAAUCGGCCAAAUCAUGACCUCAUUUCGCCCUCCCGGAGAUAACGAAUGGCAGUACCUUCGCCUACUUCGACCGGCAUCUGACUUCACGCUCAUGGAUGAGAUUGCUCCAGGGGUUUUCGAAUGUGUUGGCCUCGAUGGGCUACCAUCUAAGGGGCCCAGCAACGCCAAACCACCAUACAGCGCCUCCAAUCCCGAAAACAGCUUCCGCACGUCGGACCUCUUCACACGACAUCCUGAUCCGAACAAGUCAAACUACUACAAAUAUCUCUCACGUUUAGACGACAGAAUCACCCUGGUCAAUGGGGAGAAGCUUCUACCGAUUCCCAUCGAAGGCCGGAUACGACAAGAUGAUCUGGUGAGGGAAGCAGCUAUGUUUGGAUUCCAGCGAACUGUGCCAGGCCUGUUGAUCUUCCGAUCGACCGAGAAGGGCUUGGAUUUGAGUGAUAGCCAGUACCUCGAAUCAGUCUGGCCUACCAUCGAAGCUGCAAAUUUGCAGGCGGAGAGUUUCUCUCGAGUUCCAAAGGAUAUGGUCAUCAUCAAAGGCGCCAACGUUACAUAUCCUCGAACAGACAAAGGCACCUUCAUUCGUGCUCAGGUGUAUCAGCAAUUUGCGGAUGAUAUCAACACAGCCUAUGAGGCUUUCGAGAGAGGUUCAGACACCGAAAAGGGGACCCUUCGGCUGGAUGAAGCUGGCUUAGAACAAUGGCUUUUGGCUAAGUUCUCCAAAGACUUCGACAUUGAGCUUCCGAGCGCUGAUACCGACAUCUUCUCUGCUGGUGUAGACAGCUUGCAAACAACACGUUUGUGGCGAGCCAUCAAAAAGGAGCUAAACUUGGGCGAGAAUGGGCAGUCUCUAAGUCAGAAUAUUGUUUUUGAGAAGGGGACUGUCAAGCAACUCGCGAGACAUCUCUACCAACUGCGGACAGGCGAUCAGAUCUCGGACGUCGAAGACGAGAUUGAGGUGAUGGCAGAUAUGAUUGAGCGGUACUCAACCUUCACGAAACACUUCCCAGCGAGAGGUCCUCAACCAGAGUCGCAAGUUGUUGUGGUCACUGGAGCUACAGGAAAUUUGGGCGCCUUCCUGCUUGCUGAGGCAGUGAAGCGUGAAAAUGUAUCUGAAGUUUGGGCACUUGUGCGAGCUCCAGGACAAGCUUCCGCUGGGGCCAGAGUCAUGAAGUCUUUGGAGGCUCGCAACAUCCGCCUGACCGAUCACGAACUGUCCAAACUACGAGCGGUGCCAUCGGACUUCAGUCAGGCAGAUCUCGGACUGGAGGCCCACGAUCUGGAGCAUUUGAUGAGCACACUUACCUGUGUCAUUCACUCAGCCUGGGCAGUCAACUUCAAUCUGGGCGUGCGGAGUUUCGAAGCGCAGCACGUACGCGGAACCUACAAUCUGAUCAACUUGUGUCUUCGCAGUCGACUCGCGAGUCCGGCGAGGUUCUAUUUCUGUAGCAGUGUUAGUGCUGCAAGCGGUACCCCCAAGCCAGCCACUAUUACUGAGAAGGCUAUAGAAGAUCUGAAGCACGCCCAGAAUAUGGGAUAUGGCAGGAGCAAGCUCGUAACCGAGCACAUUACUCGCAACGCCAUGCGAAGUACUGGAAUGACGGCACGAGUCCUCAGAAUUGGUCAACUGAGUGGCGACACUUCGAGCGCCGACUGGAACGAAACCGAAGCGAUUGCGCUCAUGGUGAGGAGUGCUUUGACGACUGGCGUGCUCCCAGAUCUGGACGAGCGACCAAGCUGGCUUCCGGUUGAUCUUUGUGCCAAGGCAAUCGUUGAGCUCUCUAUACCGGUAGCGAAUGCUACAGACGAGCAGAAGAGUGCUGAUCUGGUUUACCACCUAGUCAACCCGAACACCUUCAGCUUUAAGCACGACCUUUUGCCAGCUUUGCAGAAGAGUAGUCUCCCGCCUUUCAAGAUCGUCGGCGCCAGCGAAUGGCUCGACAAGCUUGCGAACAGCGACCAAGAUGUUGAGACGAAUCCCAGCAUCAAACUGAUCGACUUCUGGAAAGUCAAGUACGGCAACGUGGCACAGACUUCCACUGUUCAUCACGACGACGGUGAGCCUGCAGGGUUGAGUUUCGAGACGACCAGGACGGUCCAUGACGCCCCUUCACUGGGGUGUGUUCGCGAUCCAGUGACCGAGGGCUUGAUUGAGCGAUAUGUUGAUGUCUGGAUGAAGAAGUGGCGUUCACAAUAA